Molecule: messenger RNA, 1281 nt
Organism: Arvicola amphibius (Eurasian water vole)
Lineage: Eukaryota; Metazoa; Chordata; Mammalia; Rodentia; Cricetidae
Gene: Neurl2
Product: neuralized E3 ubiquitin protein ligase 2
Exons: 2
Coding region: 284-1069 (261 amino acids)
Biological process (GO): intracellular signal transduction
Molecular function (GO): ubiquitin protein ligase activity
Source: RefSeq, a predicted model, not a curated record
GCCUGAGGGUCGGGAGCGGUCAGUUACCUGGCCAAAGUACACAGCUCCUAGGGUUAUUAGCCAGGGUGCCAGAGAUCAGAUGAUCUUGGUGUUGACAAAGUUUCCCAGGCUCCUGGGGACAUGUUACUGGCGAGAUGCCGAGAAAGCGGCGCUAGGACCCCUAGGCAGAGCCGGGGUUAGGUAGGCAAGGGGGAAAUGCCUUACAUGGUCCCCCACGGUCACCAUGUGAGCCCGCCGCCCAAAAUAGCCCUUGGCACGAGCGGGCUUGCCUCAUGGCGGGGAGAUGGCUGCUGCCUCCGAACCCGUAGGGUUGGGUGACCCACGGGGUCCUGCGCGCCCGGAGCCCCCUCCCACCCGCUUCCAUCAAGUUCACGGAGCCAACAUCCGCGUGGACCCGUCGGGAACGCGAGCCACACGCGUGGAGAGCUUUGCCCACGGUGUGUGCUUCAGUCGCGAGCCCCUAGCCCCGGGCCAGGUAUUCCUAGUGGAGAUAGAGGAAAAAGAGCUGGGCUGGUGCGGGCAUCUGCGUCUUGGCCUGACCGCUCUGGACCCUGCCAGCCUGGCCGCUGUGCCCGAGUUUUCACUGCCUGACCUGGUCAGCCUUGGUCACAGCUGGGUCUUCGCUAUCACACGCCACCACAACCGCGUGCCCCGGGAGGGUCAAGCAUAUGUAGAGUCAGCGGCCCCCAGCCGCCCCCAAGCCCUCUUGGUUGAACCCUAUCUGCGCAUCGAGCAGUUCCGAAUACCCCGGGACCGCCUGGUGGGCCGCAGCCGGCCAGGGCUCUAUAGCCACCUCUUGGAUCAGCUCUAUGAACAAAAUGUGCUGCCUCCUACAGCGCGCCGUAGCCGCCUGGGUGUUCUCUUCUGCCCACGUGAGGAUGGGACCGCCGACAUGCACAUCGUCAUCAACGGGGAAGACAUGGGUCCCAGUGCCCGAGGGCUGCCAGCUGCCCAGCCCCUCUACGCUGUGGUAGAUGUGUUUGCCUCCACCAAGAGUGUGCGCCUGGUCCAACUGGAGUAUGGCUUCCUCUCUCUACAGUGCCGUCCCUGCAAACUCUGUGCCGUCUAGUGAUCCAGAAGAGUGUGGUGCACAGGCUGGCCAUUGAUGGGCUCCACCUGCCCAAAGGACUGAAGGAUUUCUGCAAGUAUGAAUGAAGGCCUGUGGUCACCGGAGCAGAGCCACAGAAGUGCCAUCCUGCCUCCAGAGCAGUGGCAGAUCCGAAACUGGCCACAUGGUUAAUGAUCAGGGUCAGAAAUAAAUAGCCAAUGUUGAUGUUCUGA